Molecule: messenger RNA, 2186 nt
Organism: Anarrhichthys ocellatus (wolf-eel)
Lineage: Eukaryota; Metazoa; Chordata; Actinopteri; Perciformes; Anarhichadidae
Gene: slc37a2
Product: solute carrier family 37 member 2
Exons: 18
Coding region: 462-1946 (494 amino acids)
Biological process (GO): glucose-6-phosphate transport; phosphate ion transmembrane transport
Cellular component (GO): endoplasmic reticulum membrane
Molecular function (GO): glucose 6-phosphate:phosphate antiporter activity
Source: RefSeq, a predicted model, not a curated record
GGGAUCACGUGGCCACCGGGAGUCUCCGUCUGGAAAGUCUUACACAUUUAUAGGCUGAUAAUAAUAUUAUAUUUAUCACAACGGACGCCUUUUUUUCUGAACUCAAACGUGGAGGUAGGCUGGCUCUCCGGACCCCGGUGCGUAAUAUAAACCUCACAGCCGGCACAGUAUGGAGAAGUGCGGGAUGUUUACGCACUCGUUAUCCCACCAAGAAGCUGCACUAUUGCUGCUUUGUUGUUGUAGUUAGCACCUGGCGUCUACUUUAUAAAUCUGUGGAUAACGUUAGGCAGUACUAAACAAGUGAGUCUCUAACCCGGUAAUAAACACCCGGUGAGUUGGCUCCAAACAUUCCAGCUGUGCCUUUUUUAAUUGUCUUGAUACCAGUAACUUACUCCCGAGGACAUGCUCCGAAUCUGAGUGUGUUUUGGGUGUUCAAAGUGUGACACAAUUUUCAACGAACAAUGAAGUCGCCCCUGGCUCCCGGAAUACGAUUUGUCACGUCCUUUUCUCGGGAUAGUUGGUAUCGUGGUUAUACUCUCUUCCUCACCUUCCUCUUCUACACGGCCUACCAUCUUUCUCGGAAACCUAUCAGCAUUGUUAAGAGUGAGCUGCACAGAAACUGUUCCUCAGUCAAUCGGCCUGCAGACCUCAACAUAACCAACAAUGCUACUUGGUGUGACUGGGCGCCCUUUGACCAGGACAACUAUCAGACACUGUUUGGGGUCUUGGAUAACUCCUUCCUGGUUGCCUAUGCCAUCGGCAUGUUUUUCAGUGGGAUAUUUGGAGAGCGCCUGCCUCUGCGGUACUACCUGAGUUUUGGGAUGGUGAUGAGCGGAUUGUUCACAUGUCUGUUUGGCCUCGGCUUCUACCUGAAAAUCCACUCAUUAGGGUACUACGCCGCCAUCCAGGUCAUGAACGGGCUCAUGCAGACCACCGGUUGGCCUGCAGUGGUGGCUUGUGUCGGCAACUGGUUUGGAAAGGGGAAGCGUGGGUUCAUCAUGGGUGUGUGGAACUCCCACACCUCAGUGGGAAAUAUCUUGGGCUCCCUCAUCGCGGGAGUCUUCGUGUCCUCGGAGUGGGGAAUGUCCUUCAUCGUCCCCGGACUCAUUAUCACCUGCACUGGGAUCCUGUGCUUCUUCUUCCUGGUUGAGAAACCUGAACACGUCAACUGCACUUCUCCUCAACACUAUAGUGAAAAGGAGGGCGACGAGACAGAGUCUGUCACGAAUAAUGACAUCGCCUACGGUUCCAUCACCGCUGAUCCGGCGGAGGUUGUUGUGGAGCACACAGAGGCCAUCAGCUUCAGUGGCGCUCUCCGUAUACCUGGAGUGGUGGAGUUCUCUCUCUGCCUGCUGUUUGCCAAGCUGGUCAGCUACACUUUCCUGUACUGGCUUCCUCUGUACAUCUCCAACGUUGCACACUUUGACGCAAAAGAGGCAGGAGACAUGUCGACAUUGUUUGAUGUAGGAGGAAUCGUGGGAGGCAUCAUGGCGGGCCUCGUGUCUGACUACACAGGUGGGCGAGCGACAACUUGCUGCGUCAUGUUGCUCACUGCUGCCCCAAUGCUUUACCUCUAUAAUUAUAUUGGACAAAGGAGCAUCGGUACUACAGUCGGUAUGCUGCUAUUAUGUGGAGGCCUGGUGAACGGACCAUACGCCCUCAUCACUACUGCUGUAUCUGCUGACCUGGGAACACAUGAGAGCCUGAGAGGAAACUCCAGGGCGUUGUCAACAGUGACGGCAAUUAUUGACGGGACUGGUUCAAUAGGAGCUGCGGUGGGUCCUCUGUUAGCCGGUGUGAUCUCUCCCACGGGCUGGAACAACGUCUUCUACAUGCUCAUCACUGCCGACCUCUUAGCCUGUCUGUUUUUGUCCAGGCUCGUUUACAAAGAAGCUCAUGGUUGGUGUCGACGUAUCCCCCGAGCCAGAGGGUACAAAGAGAUCUGAAAUACUCACACAAUCAAACUGGGAACCAAACAGAGAAAAGAGGGAGACGAUGAUGAAACUGACCUGAACUGAUCUGAAUGGAAACCAGUGGCGAAUUCAAGGCAAUGCAACUGAUGAUCGAAGCCUUCUUCUUAUUGUAAAACAGAGAGAAAUAUGUUUUUAUGGAGACAUUUUUUUAUGACUGAUCUACUCAUUCUAACUUGUUUUAAUAUUAUUUUAUCAUUAAACGUGUACAUACUG